This is a messenger RNA of Eriocheir sinensis (Chinese mitten crab), 1933 nucleotides long. Its product is annotated as trichohyalin-like. The transcript is spliced from 2 exons. Bases 176 to 1603 code for a protein of 475 amino acids. NCBI's taxonomy places the organism in Eukaryota, Metazoa, Arthropoda, Malacostraca, Decapoda, Varunidae. The record is from RefSeq and is a predicted model, not a curated record.
GAGAAUGAGGUGGAGGAAGAGAAGAGUUAGCAGGCUGUGUGGGAGAAUGUGGGGGAGGAGAAUGAGGAGGAGGAGGAGGAGAAUGAGGCAAAGGAGGAGGAGACUGAGAGGGAGAAGUAGUAUUAGUCGGGGUGGGAGAAUGAGGAAGAGGAGGAGGAGGAGAUUUUAAGGGAGAAUGAGGAGAUUGGGGAGAAUGAGGAGGGUGGGGAAAAUGAGGAGACUGGAGAGAUUGAGGAGGCUGGGGAGAAUGAGGAGGUUGGGGAGAUUGAGGAGGCUGGGGAGAAUGAGGAGGUUGGGGAGAAUGAGGAGGUUGGGGAGAAUGAGGAGGUUGGGGAGAAUGAGGAGGAUGGGGAGAAUGAGAAGGGUGGGGAGAAUGAGGAGUGUGGGGAGAAUGAGGAGGAUGGGGAGAAUGAGGAGGUUGGGGAGAAUGAGGAGGGUGGGGAGAAUGAGGAGGGUGGGGAGAAUGAGGAGGGUGGGGAGAAUGAAGAGGUUGGGGAGAAUGAGGAGGUUGGGGAGAAUGAGGAGGAUGGGGAGAAGGAGGAGGUUGGGGAGAAUGAUGAGGUUGGGGAGAAUGAGGAGGAUGGGGAGAAGGAGGAGGUUGGGGAGAAUGAGGAGGUUGGGGAGAAUGAGGAGGAUGGGGAGAAGGAGGAGGUUGGGGAGAAUGAUGAGGUUGGGGAGAAUGAGGAGGAUGGGGAGAAGGAGGAGGUUGGGGAGAAUGAGGAGGAUGGGGAGUAGUAGGUUGGGGAGAAGGUGGAGGGUGGGGGGAAUGAGGAGGUUGGGGAGAAUGAGGAGGAUGGGAAGAAUGAGGAGGUUGGGGAGAAUGAGGAGGUUGGGGAGAAUGAGGAGGAUGGGGAGAAGGAGGAGGUUGGGGAGAAUGAGGAGGAUGGGGAGAAUGAGGAGGUUGGGGAGAAUGAGGAGGAUGGGGAGAAGGAGGAGGUUGGGGAGAAUGAGGAGGAUGGGGAGAAGGAGGAGGUUGGGGAGAAUGAGGAGGGUGGGGAGAAUGUGGAGAGUGGGGAGAAUGAGGAGGGUGGGGAGAAUGAGUAGGUUGGGGAGAAUGAGUAGGGUAGGGAGAAUGAGGAGGUUGGGGAGAAUGAGGAGGUUGGGGAGAAUGAGGAGAUUGGGGAGAAUGAGGAGGGUGGGGAGAAUGAGGAGGAUGGGGAGAAUGAGGAGGGUGGGGAGAAUGAGGAGGUUGGGGAGAAUGAGGAGGGUGGGGAGAAUGAGGAGAUUGGGGAGAAUGAGGAGGGUGGGGAGAAUGAGGAGGGUGGGGAGAAUGAGGAGGGUGGGGAGAAUGAGGAGGUUGGGGAGAAUGAGGAGGUUGGGGAGAAUGGGAAGGAGGAGGAGAAGAUUGUUUGGGAGGAUGAGAAGGAGGAGGAGGAGGAGACUGCGCGGGAGAAAGGGAAGGAGGAGGAGGAGGAGGAGAAAGAUUAGGAGGAGGGGGAGACUGUUUGGGAGAAUGAGGAGCAGGAGGAGGAGAAUGAGAAGGAGGAAGAGAAUGAGGAGGAGGAGGAGGAGGAGGAGGAGACUGUUUGGGAGAAUGGGAAGGGGGAGGAGGACACUGUUUGGGAGACUGAGGAGGAGAAGAGUGCGUGGGAGAAUGCGAUGAUGGAGAGUGUGGAGGAAGAAGUGAUUCUGCGGGAGAAUGAGGAGGCAGAGGAGGAGGAGAAGGAGAUUCUGCAGAAGAAUGAGGAGGAACAAGAGGAGGAGGAGAAGGAGAAGGAGUGGCAGAAUGAGAUGGAGGAGGUGGAGGAGGAAGAGGAUAUUCUGUGGGAGAAUGAGGAGUAAGAGAAGGAGAAUGUGUAGGAGAAUGAGAUGAAGGAGAAGAAGGAAGAACAGGAGGAGAUGGAGGAGGAGGAGACUGUGCGGGAGAAUGAGGAGGAGUUGUGGAGGGGGGAGCAGCUACAGGGGUGGCGGCGGGGGCCGGGGGGGUUAGUUG